AUGCCGUAUGAUACUAACGAUCGUCGAUAAAAUUCAAUAUCGAUGUUAUGUCCAUCUCGUUUCCUGGCAACAAACGAACAACACAGAUCCCGCUUCAACAUGCUAUAGGCCAACCAAUUUUCCGUAUAUAUCGUUUCCUUGCUCGAGGAAACGUUUUUUGGAAGAAACGCCAUUUGGAGGGUGAUCGCGCGAUUUUUUUGAGCAAUUGGACAACACCGCCGAUCAACCUCACAGGCCCCCUCUUUGAUCGUGAACGUUUAUUAGUUUAACCGAAGAAAAUGAUUUUGAGAUAAAAAAUGAUAUUUUGAUACCUGAUACCUGUUGGUUGAACGAAACGAUCAUGGCGGGGAAAGGUUUCUGCGUAAAAAUAAAACUUGAAUUACACGCCAUAACGUGUCCGGGUGUAUGGUUGUGUCCUAAUGGGAAAAUAGCGCUGCGAAUAACCAGUCUUGGUUCCAUCCUAGAAUCUCACAGAGUAUCACCGAUUUUUCCACUAUUAUUUCACAACGAGUUUAACUUUAAGAAAACUUUCACACGGCUGGCUGCUUUGACAGAGUUGCAACGGAUUCUGGAGAAACAGCCUUUCUAUGCGGAAUUGAUACAAUGGCUUAACCCGUGUAACCAACCCAUCAUCUUGGCCACCUUUCAUACUAGUUUAGCUGAUCUUCUCUAUCCCGUAGCUCAUUGCAAACAUUUACUACCUGGAGUCGACAUUGAUCUACUUAUGGAUCCCACCAAAUAUUUUCCUGGUAUUAUAGCACCUAAAAUCGAGAUUUCGACAAAAACAGUCAUAGAAGAAGUAAAAACGAUUUACCAUGCAAAUAUUGAUCAAUCUUGUGUAUUCAAUCCAAAAACAAUCGAUUCUAAGCAAAAAUCUUACACCCAUAAAAAACGAGCUGUCAAAGGUAUUAUCAGGCAAAGAAAAGUUUGUCAUAGUCGAGCAAAAUCGAAAAAUCAAGUUUGUUACCCUGCACGGUACCGAUGCAAAUCAUGCAACGAUAUAAUGUGCCCAUAUCAGAUUGAACCAUAUCGAACUAGUCAAUGUUACCAUCCAUUGAAACAGAAAUUAAAAAGCCAAAAGAAUCUUGCCAUCCAUGUUGACGCAAAUGAUGCAUUGCCAUCACAUGAAAUACCUUUUAUUUGUGGCAACCUGCAUAUCUUUGAUAGCUGCCCUGUCUGUUUGAAGUAUAAAUGUUAUUUUUCCAGUGAAUGUGACGGUACUUCUCCCGAUAAGUCGAUUCCAAUAAAUUUGUGUAAUUACCAGCAUUAUGGAUGUCAUUGUUUACCGAAUGGUCAGUUGUCGCAAGAACCUAUUUCUACAGUACCAGGCCUGACAUUUUCGGCAAAGGAUUCCAAAUCAAAUGUAUAGGUUCCAUUGCUCAUUAAUCAUUUUUUAUAAUAAAAUGAAAUCAUCAAGAAAGAAAAAAUACACAAAAAUAACAUUUUAUUGUAUGCAAUAACAUUUUAUUCGGAUUUUAAAAUUUGAAAAAUCUUAUAUUAUAAGAAUUAUAUACUUUUCUUUCAAUUAUUCGGUAGACGAAAGAUAAAUGCGAUUUUAAAUCGAUUAAAUAUAAAGUAAUAUUAAUAAUUUGAUUAAUACCAAGAUAAAGUUCGAAACUUAAUUUAUUAUUUAAUGUAUACUUUUCGUCCUAAUGAAUGCAAUGGAGUACCUUGAAUUCUCGAACCGCGAAGACACACUGAUUUGCUUAGCAAUGCUGGACACCUGAAAUAUAUUCCACGACCUUCUGGUGUCCAUGCUCUUAAUGAGACAUUGUUGUUUUCAAAUGGUGUAAUUGCGAUCCAACCUGUCGAUUGAUUAAAUCAAAUUAUAUUAAAAUCA
Molecule: messenger RNA, 1840 nt
Organism: Apis dorsata (giant honeybee)
Lineage: Eukaryota; Metazoa; Arthropoda; Insecta; Hymenoptera; Apidae
Product: spermatogenesis-associated protein 6
Exons: 6
Coding region: 341-1369 (342 amino acids)
Biological process (GO): spermatogenesis
Molecular function (GO): myosin light chain binding
Source: RefSeq, a predicted model, not a curated record